CCAUAGGAUCUUCAAAAAUAUUAUUAUAAUACUUUCUUUUCUCCACCUCAGCCCAGCCUAUAUAUUUUAGUUAUUACGCCCCGACCUCCAACUAAAUCUCCGUCUCUAAUUUCUGGCAGUCUUUUUACGCAUCUGAUUCUUCUCAUAACGGACAUUUCCCACCAACCAUUUCAGCGCAUGGCAUUAUCCAGAGUCCAAACGAUACCGUAUUGGCUGUCGGAGCACCCAAUAAUCGUCAACUUCCGGUGGAACCACGCUCAAUUAUGGGGUUCCACCUGGUCGUUUGUGUUUUCAGCUAUUUCCAUCUAUAUAGUCGCCGCAAUUUUCCUCCAUCUCCUCCUCUGCCUUCUUCUCCACCGUGAUCGUCGGAUCCCACUCGGCCCGAUCCCGGCAGUUCAUAGCCUUGCUGUGUCCUUAAUCUCCGUCGUUAUUUUCGUUGGCAUCCUGUUCUCAGCUGCAGCCGAGAUUCGGGACACGCGCUGGUUCUGGCGUCGAACCAACACCACCACGUUCCAGUGGCUCCUCUGCUUUCCUAUCGGGACCCGCCCUUCUGGUCGGGUCUUUUUUUGGUCCUAUGUUUUUUACCUCUCACGCUUCCUCCAUCUCCUCCGUACAUUCUUCGGCAUCCUGAAAUACCGUAAACUGACUUUCUUUCAGCUGUUCAACCAAUCCAUUCUUACUUUCAUGUCUUUUCUCUGGCUCGAAUUUUCACAAUCCUUUCAAGUCCUCGCCAUAUUGCUGACAACCUUAUUGUACUCCGUCGUUUAUGGAUACCGCUUCUGGACCGCGAUUGGCUUGCCUGGCGCCUGCUUUCCGCUCGUGGUGAAUUGUCAAGUUGUGUUAUUGGUCUGCAAUUUUGUUUGCCAUUUUGGCGUUCUGUUCUUGCACUUGCUCAAAGGCGGAUGCAAUGGGAUUGGCGCCUGGGGUUUCAAUUCUGUGCUCAAUGCUGUCAUUUUGUUACUUUUCAUGAAUUUUUACGUGAAGAUGCAUUUGAAGAAUAGAAAAGUAUCAGCCAAGCAUUCCUCCUCUGCUCAAGUAAAGGAUAGUUAAGCCAAUUUUUUCAGUUGUAUUGUAAAGGGCUGAUGUAAUUGUAAAGUAUGUAUAUCAGAGCCCUGAGUCUGUAAAUAUUUAUUCCUUCUGAUCAAUGCGAUAGAGAAAUUGUAAUGAGGGUUUUACCCGGCGGCACCAGGUGGCUUGUCAAUGAUUAAGAGAUGGGUGUCAAGGACAAAUCUUUUCUGUCUCUUUUUGCCCUUUUGCUUUGUGAUCAUGCUGGAAAUUUUGGUUGGCUUUGUACUGUGUAUUGAAUAUUUGAUUUAUGGCGAUCAAUUACGCAAUUGACUGUA
Molecule: messenger RNA, 1343 nt
Organism: Mangifera indica (mango)
Lineage: Eukaryota; Viridiplantae; Streptophyta; Magnoliopsida; Sapindales; Anacardiaceae
Product: elongation of fatty acids protein 3-like
Exons: 1
Coding region: 178-1050 (290 amino acids)
Biological process (GO): fatty acid elongation, saturated fatty acid; fatty acid elongation, monounsaturated fatty acid; fatty acid elongation, polyunsaturated fatty acid
Cellular component (GO): endoplasmic reticulum membrane
Molecular function (GO): fatty acid elongase activity
Source: RefSeq, a predicted model, not a curated record